This is a messenger RNA of Colletotrichum fioriniae, 1269 nucleotides long. The record is from RefSeq and is a predicted model, not a curated record. Lineage: Eukaryota; Fungi; Ascomycota; Sordariomycetes; Glomerellales; Glomerellaceae.
AUGCGUCUUUCCAUCUUGCCCAACUUCCUCAUGGCUGGCGUUUCAAUGGCCCAGGGCGACAUUGCUGCGCUCCUCGCCUCUCAGCCCGACCUCAGCACGCUACUUGAGCUCGUCAGUCUCGUACCCGGACUUGCAGACACUCUCGCCUCAUCUUCCAACAUCACCAUCGUGGCUCCCACGAACCAAGCAUUUGCCAAUGUGCCCCGAGAUAUUCCUGAGGGAGAAGCUAUCGAGUACCGCAACAACACCAUUGCGAUUGGGGCACUCCUUGCGAACCACGUCUUCAAAGGAGUCUAUCCGUCGAACGUGAUCACCGAGGUUCCAACCUUUGCCCAGACCUUGCUUGAUGGUUCAUACAUCGACUACAGGCAGCCUUUCUCUAACUUCACUGGCGGUGCUUACAACGGGCUCGUGAAGAAUGGAAAGGAUGUGUGCAUCUUGUCUGGAGAGCAGACCAUUUCUACUGUCACUCAGGCUGAUAUCAAACUUGGGGAGGGUAUCACAAUCCACAAAAUCGACACAGUCCUCUCAUUCGGCGCUCCCUUCCAGCUCUUCACCUUCCGUGCGGGCUACCUCGCCAUGAACGCGGCGUUGGAAGCCGCGCACCUAAACUUCGCAUUCGGUGAGACUGGGGCCGACGAGCAAGGUCUCAACAUCUCUGACUACACCAUCUUUGUGCCUACCGAUGAGGCCUUCAAGUCAAUUGGCUCUGUGCUCGAGACCGCCAGCCUUGAGACUCUCCAGGAGGUUCUUCGCUACCAUAUCAUUCCCAACAAUGUCAUCUUCUCGCCGUCCCUGGGCAAUGUCACAGUUCCAUCUCUUCAAGGAAACAACCUCACUUUCACGGUUUUGCCCGAUGGUUCAGCCUGGGUCAAUAACGCAAGAAUCUCGUUCCCCAACACGAUUCUGUUCAACGGUGUCGCCCACGUUAUUGACAGUGUUUUGAGCCCUGGAAACUUUGACAGAUCUUCCCUGAAGCCUGCAGCACCAGCAUCUGAGCGAAUUGCCUUCUCCGGCGCAUCCUCAGUUUCAAGCCUGCCUUUCACGAGUGUCUCAUUCGCGACGGACAUGAUGGCCUUCACAGCUACACCCAGUUUGCUUCAGACAAUUGCCGCCGUCGCUACCGCUACCGCUACUGGUGCUGCUAAUGCCACCGCCACGCCUUCUGGCAAGCCGACUACGGUUCCAAUUAGCGGCGGCAGCAACCUGUUCCCCGGCAUUAUUUUGGCCCUUUCUGUCGCUACCGGAUUUGCUGCAUUCCUCAUCUAG